Messenger RNA from Panicum virgatum (switchgrass), 1395 nucleotides. Its product is annotated as aspartyl protease family protein At5g10770-like. Gene Ontology annotation, biological process: proteolysis. Gene Ontology annotation, molecular function: aspartic-type endopeptidase activity. The coding region runs from base 1 to 1395 and encodes 464 amino acids. Lineage: Eukaryota; Viridiplantae; Streptophyta; Magnoliopsida; Poales; Poaceae. The record is from RefSeq and is a predicted model, not a curated record. The transcript has 2 exons.
AUGUCCGGCUUCGUGUUCAUCCCGAUGCACCCAUCGAACAAUGUGGCCGUGUUCUACAAGGUGACGCUUAUGAGCAUCAGCGUCGCCGGUCGGCCGCUCGACCUUCCUCCCACGGCGUUCCCGCACGGCGACUACGGCAUGACCCUCGACUCCAGCACGGUUGUCAUGGUGCUGCUAAUGGCGCCCUGGGCGCUCUUCUCUAGCUUGUACCUCGACGGAUGCUUAUCAAUCAUACCAUGCCUCGCCGAAACGCUCCGCCGUGACGAGGCUCGCUGGAACCACAUCAUCGGCACAUCCAUAGGGCACACGGCCGUGGGGUCGCCGGACAACGGCGAGGUUAUCCCGGCGGAGCUCGCCCACUCGCUGGAGUACGUCGUCACAGUUGGCUUCGGCACGCCGGCCAUCCCGCAGACCGUCGUCAUCGACAGCGGCAGCGACUUCGCCUGGGUCCAGUGCAAGCCGUGCGACUCCAGCGAGUGCGACCCCCAGAAGGACCCCCUGUUUGAUCCCCGGAAAUCCUCCACCUAUGCGCCCGUCCCCUGCGACUCCGGCGCGUGCAGGAACAUCUCGUACAACGAGGGGAACGGGUGCACGGGCGAGAAGCUGUGCGGGUUCGCACUGAGCUACGCCGACGCCUCCAACUCCACCGGCGUGUACAGCAGGGACAAGCUGACGCUGGCUCCCGGCGUCGCCGUCGAGGGCUUCCGUUUCGGCUGCGCCCACGGCCGAGGAGGCUGGGACAACAUGUCCGCCGGCCUGAUCGGGCUCGGUAACUCGCCGGAGUCCCUCGUGUCGCAGGCGGCGCCGUCCUACGGCGGCUCCUUCUCGUACUGCCUCCCGCCGACGGGGAGCUCCGCGGGGUUCCUCGCCCUCGGCAGGCCGAGCGACACGUCCGGCUUCGCGUUCACCCAGAUGCACCCGUCGGACCACGUCGCCGUGUUCUACAAGGUGACGCUCACGGGCAUCAGCGUAGCCGGCCGGCCGCUCGACGUGCCUCCCUCGGCGUUCCCGCACGGAGACUACGGCAUGAUCCUCGACUCCGGCACGGUCGUCACGGUGCUGCCAGCGGCGCCCUACGCGGCGCUGCGGACGGCAUUCCGUCGCGCCAUGGCCGCGUACCCGCCGGCGCCGCCGAUCCACCCCGCCGACACGUGCUACAACCUGACGGGCUACGGCAACGUGACGGUGCCGGGCGUGGCGCUGACGUUCCUGGGCGGCGCGACGGUGGAGCUCUACAACCCGGGGGGGAUCCUCGUGGAGGGCUGCCUGGCGUUCAGCGGGUUGAGGCCCGACAACCACGGCAACGGCGUCAUUGGCAACGUGAACCAGCGUGCGUUCGAGGUGCUGUACGAUCCAGUGCAGCUGAGCGUUGGGUUCAGAGCCGGGGCGUGCUGA